AUGGAGGGAACCAGGCAAACCAGGAUUUGUCGUCCACACAAGAUAAGUGAAUCCUCAAAGGUGUACAGGUGGGAUGACCACUCUAGUCUAGUUCUUCAGAGCCUGAAUGAGCAGAGGCAGCGAGGCCUCUUCUGUGACAUUGUCCUUGUGGUGGAUGAACAGAGAGUCCCUGCCCAUCGGAACCUUCUCGCUGUUUGCAGUGACUACUUCAACUCUAUGUUCACCAUCGGUAUGCGAGAAGCCCACCAAAAAGAGGUUGAACUUUUUGGAGCCUCUUAUAUCGGUCUCAAGGCUGUGGUGGAUUUCCUUUACGGCAGUGAGCUGUCUUUAGAUGGUGGCAAUAUUGACUACGUCCUCGAAACAGCUCACCUGCUGCAGAUCUGGAAGGUGGUUGACUUCUGUUGCGAGUAUCUGGAGAACGAAGUCAGCGAGGAGAACUAUUUGUACCUGCAAGAGCUGGCCUCUAUUUACAACCUGAAGCGCCUUGACUCCUACAUUGAUUCUUUCAUCUUGCAGAACUUCGGCACGCUGUCUUUCACCCCGGACUUCCUGCAGAACAUUUCCCUGCAGAAGUUGUGCCAAUACCUGGACAGCAGCAAUGUGCAGCAGGAGUGCGAGCAUGACUUACUGCAGGCUGCCUUGCAGUGGCUUACCCAGUACCCGGAAAGGGAGAACGAGGCUUACCAGGUUCUGGAGAACAUUCAUUUUCCCUUGAUACCUAAAAGUGAUCUCCUCCAUCGAGUCAAGCCUGCUGUCUGCUCUCUUCUUCCCAAAGAAGCAAACUGUGAGGGGUUUAUAGAGGAGGCGGUGAACUAUCAUAAUAACGUCACGGCUCAGCCAGUGCUGCAAAACAAACGGACGGCCCUGCGGACCUGCGAGGAGAGGCUCCUCUUUGUGGGUGGGGAGGUUUCCGAACGGUGCCUGGAACUGAGUGAUGAUACCUGCUUCUUGGACGUGAGGAAGGGGCAGUGGGUAGCAGAAACCCCUCUCCCAGCCAGACGAAGUCACCACUGUGUUGCAGUCUUGGGAGGCUUCAUCUUCAUAGCCGGAGGCAGCUUUUCAAGGGACAACGGAGGGGAUGCAGCUUCAAAUCUCCUAUAUAGGUAUGAUCCCCGCUGUAACCAGUGGAUAAAGGUUGCCUCCAUGAGACAACGCCGGGUAGAUUUCUACCUGGGAGCUAUUACCGACAUGCUGGUAGCUGUUGGUGGCAGGAAUGAGAACGGGGCACUCUCUUCAGUUGAGACCUACAGUCCUCAGAAGGAUUCAUGGUCCUAUAUAGCAGGCUUGCCGAGGUUUACCUAUGGCCACGCUGGAACAGUCUACAAGGAAUUUGUCUACAUUUCAGGAGGCCACGAUUACCAAAUUGGCCCCUAUAGAAAAAACCUGCUCUGUUACGAUUACCGCACGGAUGUUUGGGAGGAGAAGAGGCCGAUGAUCACUGCCCGAGGGUGGCACAGCAUGUGCACCUUACAGGACAAUAUCUACUCCAUCGGUGGCAGCGAUGACAACAUAGAAACCAUGGCUCGUUUUGACAUUCUGAGUGUGGAGUCGUACAGCCCUCAAUGUAACCAGUGGACCAGAGUUGCUCCUCUCUUGCAAGCGAACAGCGAGUCAGGGGUGGCAGUUUGGGAAGGCAAGAUUUAUAUCCUCGGAGGCUACAGCUGGGAAGAAACGGUCUUCUCCAAAACAGUCCAGGUUUAUGAUAAGGAGAAAAAUAAGUGGUACAAGGGAACUGACUUACCCAAGGCAAUUGCUGGUGUGUCGGCGUGUGUCUGUGCAUUGAAACCCAAAACAGAGGACAAAAAGAAAAAGACGAAAACAAAAAAACAUCAAGAUCGAGGAAGAUGACUACUUCUGGAUAAACACCCUUUGAUGGUGGACUCCAAAAGAACCUUGUAUUUAAUCAUUUCUAUCUAACCUUGAUUCUUUCUUUUUAAAGGGGUGAGGGUGGGGGGGGAGGCAUCUUCUGAAGCCUCACAAAAUGUACAGUUGAACGUGGUUUUUUGGAUUAAGCUCAUGUUUAAGGU
This is a messenger RNA of Balearica regulorum gibbericeps (East African grey crowned-crane), 2027 nucleotides long. Lineage: Eukaryota; Metazoa; Chordata; Aves; Gruiformes; Gruidae. The record is from RefSeq and is a predicted model, not a curated record.